Molecule: messenger RNA, 2648 nt
Organism: Chiroxiphia lanceolata (lance-tailed manakin)
Lineage: Eukaryota; Metazoa; Chordata; Aves; Passeriformes; Pipridae
Product: ubiquitin carboxyl-terminal hydrolase CYLD-like
Exons: 15
Coding region: 54-2411 (785 amino acids)
Biological process (GO): protein K63-linked deubiquitination
Cellular component (GO): cytosol
Molecular function (GO): cysteine-type deubiquitinase activity; K63-linked deubiquitinase activity
Source: RefSeq, a predicted model, not a curated record
GCGCGCCCGGACGCGGAAGCGCCGUGGCCGGAGCGGCGACGGGAAGCGCUGCCAUGACCAACCUCCCGCCUCCGGCGGCGUCCGGGAAUUGCUUUUACAUCCUGACGGAAGACUGUGCCUAUGGAAGCAAAUACUUCCAGGCUGGCACCAUGUGCUUCUGCAGCGAGCGGAGCUACCUCCGGAAUUUUUCCGAGGCCGGGCCCCCCACGUGCUUCCUGAAGGUCGUCGUGCUGGACGACGGCUCCGGCGUCACCGUCAACGUCGGGAUCCUGCAACCCCUGCGGGAAGAAGCCGCCGGAUUCCUGCUGGCCAUCGGCAACCCCAAGGAACGCCUGAGCUUCUUCCUGGAAAGGUCGAGCUUGGAAGCGGCGCUGGGAGCCGCUCCCGGCCGGAAUGUGAUGGUGGAGGUCGACCGGAAGUUCUUCCCGGGGGUGAUCCGGUACGUCGGGAGCAUCUACAAACCCAGCUUGGCCGUGCUGGCCCCGGUGUUCUUCGGGGUGGAAUUGCAGGGAGAGGGGGAAAACCGCGGGCGAAGCGACGGCUCCUACCACGGCACCGAGUUCUUCCAGUGCCGGAAGAACUGCGGGAUCUUCCUGCCCUUCAGCAAAAUCCAGUUCAAUCCCGCCACGGGCAAGAAUUUCGGGAAUGCGACGCCCAAAGAGGCCGAGGAAGAGGCGCUUCCCGUAAAAGUGGGAGAUGCCGUCAGCUUUUACGUGGAUGAGAUCCCGACCAAGGGAAUUGCCAUGGCCGUUUACCGGGAAGGGAGCCGAUGGUUCGUCAGGGUUUGUCCGGAAGAAGAAGGAACGACCGAUAUUUUCCGGGAAAUCCCGAUGGAUUCCGUGGUGAAGGAGAGUUUGCCGAGUUUGUUUCCGUCCUUCGACUCCGACGUGGGUUUGGGCCCCCCAAAUCCAAGAAAAGCGGAGACGAGCGAGAGCGGCGAGGAGGGCGAAGGUGGGAAUUUCCCCCUGGAAGUGAACUCCAUGGUCCAGAUUGCCUUGGACAAGGGGAGCCAAGUGUCGGGAAUCAUCCGCUGGUUGGGAUUCCUGCCCCAGAUUACGGAGAAAAUGGCGGGAGUGGAACUGGAUGAAGACAAGGGGGUCACCGGGGGCGAGUGGUUGGGCAAGUCCUACUUCCACUGCGCCCCAAAACGCGGCCUCUUCGUGAGGCUCAACUCCUGCCAGCCCGACCGGCGCUUCCAGAGCCUUCCUGACGCCCAACCCUCCCUCCUGGAAUACGGAGAACGGGAAGUUCUUCCCCAGACUCCUCCGGAGAGUUUUCCUCCCCUCAGGAACGAGGUGGCUGUGCGCGUCCUGCGGGGCCGGAUGAAGGGCAUCCAAGGCCACUGCAAUUCCUGCUACAUGGAUGCCGCUCUCUUCAGCCUCUUCUCCUGCACAUCUGUGCUGGACUCCAUGCUCUUCAUGCCCUUCCCACUGAGUGACAGGAAUGUCCAGGGAAUUCUGCGGGAUGAGAUCGUGAAUCCCCUCCGGAGGACUGGAUUCGUCCGGGCCAGCAGCGUGAUGCACCUCCGGGAGCAGCUCACGGACAAGGGACAAUGUUCCAGCUUCACCAACGCUGAGAAAGAUCCUGAGGAAUUCCUCAACCUCAUAAUGCAGCAGAUCCUGGGAAUGGAGCCACUCCUGAAACUCCAGUCAGGAGGGCAGGAGCAGGAUUGUUACUGCUACCAGAUCUUCCUGGAUAAGCAGGAGGAUCUGGUGGUUCCCAACGUGCAGCAGUUGGUGGAACGUUCCUUCCUGUCCUCGGAUCUGAAGCUGGUGGAGAUCCCCUCCUGCUUCAUUAUCCAAAUGCCACGUUUUGGGAAGGAGUACAAAAUGUUCAGCAAAAUCAUCCCUUCCUUGGAGCUGGACAUCACAGACCUGCUGCUGGACAGUCCCAGGGAAUGCUGCCUGUGUGGAGAUGUUGCCACCCUGGAAUGUUUGGAAUGUUUCCAGGACCAGGUGUUCGCAGCCACGGGCCUGAAGCAGUUCUGCAGCUCCUGCUCCAGACAGGUUCACUCCCAUCACCGACGCAAGGCGCACAAACCAACGCGGCUGCACAUCCCGGAGGAAUUCCAGCGGUGGAAUUCCCGGCGGAGGCAGCCGAUCCCUCGGGAGAAGCUGGAGCUCUUCGCCGUGCUCUGCAUCGAGACCAGUCACUACGUGGCCUUCGUCAAGUACGGCCCCGGGAAGGAGCACUGGAUGUUCUUUGACAGCAUGGCCGACCGGCACGGUGGCGAAAGCGGCUUCAACAUUCCCGCGGUGACGCUGUGCCCGGAGGUCGCCAAAUACCUGGAAUUGCCCUUGGCCGGGCUGGCCCUGGAGCAGCCCCGGGAUAUGGAUGGAGUGGCCAAAAGGCUCUUCUGUGACGCCUACAUGUACCUGUUCCAGAGCCGGAAAAUGGCCCUGUACAAGUGACCCGGAGCGGCCUCGGGAAUCCGGGAUCGCUUCCCGGCCCCUCGGGAACAGCCGAGUCUGGACGCAACAAGCUGCACUUCGGAGCCUCUUCUUACCUCUCCUGGUAUCCCACUAUCCGUGGGGUUGGGAAAUCCAGGCUUUAUCCUGUGGGCACAGCUGGACUUUGGAAUUGUCGACGCCCGGAUCCCGUCUCAUUCCGCACGUUCCCAUCCCGCCCUUUUCCCUUCCCACCCUCCU